CUGACGGGUGGUGCAGCGCUUCAGGCGGAUCCCCUCGAAGUGAGACACGCCCACGGCAGCGUUAGCUUACGUCCGCUAGCAUUAUCUCUUCUGCAGCUAACCGCCAACUUACACCGAACCACACGGCUAACCAGUUUGUGCGUGUGUCCUCCAGGGUGUUGUGAUGGCAGCAGUUGCAUCCCAGGGCCCAAAGGUCACUGACUGUGUCACCAAAGUGGCGCUGAGCGUGUCCUGUGAGAAUCUGCUCGACAUGGAUGCCUUCUCAAAGUCUGACCCUCUGUGCGUGCUUUUUAUGAACAGCUCGGGGCCUCACUGGUGCGAGAUUGGCCGGACGGAAAAAAUCCAGAACUGCCUCAAUCCCAAGUUUUCCAAGCCUUUUGUCAUCGACUACUACUUCGAGAUGGUGCAGAAACUUAAGUUUGAAGUGUACGACAUUGACAGCAAGAGCCACAACCUGCAGGAGGCGGACUUCCUGGGAGAACUGGAAUGUACCCUGGGACAGGUUGUGUCCUCAAAAAAAUUAACUAAGCCGCUUGUCAUGAAAGACAAGUCACCUGCAGGGAAAGGAACCAUCACAAUAUGUGCUGAAGAAAGAACUGACAACAGAGUGGUGGAAUUUGAAGUUUCAGGUAGAAAGCUGGAUAAAAAGGAUUUCUUUGGCAAGUCCGACCCUUUCCUGGAAUUCUACAAGCAAGCAGAAACUGGGUGGCAGCUUGCUCACAGGACAGAGGUGGUGAAAAACAACCUAAACCCAAUAUGGAGACCAUUCCGAAUCCCGGUGCAGUCCCUCUGUGGAGGUGAUGUGGAGAAAUCUAUAAAGAUAGAUUGUUAUGAUUACAACAGCAGUGGAUCUCAUGAUUUUAUCGGAUCAUUUGCGACCACACUCUCCCAAAUACAGCAGGCAUCCCAAACAUAUGCGGCUGAGUUUGAAUGCAUCAACAGCAAGAAGAAACAGAAGAAGAAGGGAUACAAAAACUCUGGUGUUAUAAUUGUGAAGAAAUGCAAGAUAGUGAAGGACUAUACAUUUCUGGAUUACAUAAUGGGCGGAUGUCAGAUCAACUUUACCAUCGCUAUUGACUUCACAGGCUCCAACGGGGAUCCCAGCUCUCCCCAGUCGCUCCACUACAUCAACCCUGGAGGCUACAAUGAGUACCUGGCUGCUAUCUGGGCAGUGGGAAAUGUUAUCCAGGACUAUGACAGUGAUAAGCUGUUCCCCGCUCUUGGAUUUGGAGCCAAGAUCCCUCCUUCGUGGCAGGUCUGCCACGAGUUUCCCAUCAACUUCAACCCAUCGAAUCCUUUCUGUGCAGGUAUAGAGGGUGUGGUUCAAGCCUACCAUCACUGUCUGCCCCAGGUGAAGCUUUACGGCCCCACAAACUUUUCCCCAGUCAUCAACCACGUAGCCCAUUUUGGCAAGCAGGCGAUGCAGCAGGAUACUGCAAUGCAAUACUACGUUCUGCUAAUCAUCACCGACGGAGUGAUCACAGACAUGGAUGAGACACGCAGCGCCAUCGUCAACGCCUCUCGCCUGCCCAUGUCCAUCAUCAUUGUUGGAGUAGGUGGGGCCGACUUCAGCGCCAUGGAGUUCCUGGAUGGAGACGACGGGAUUUUACGCUCCGCUGCAGGCGAGGCCGCCAUGCGGGACAUCGUGCAGUUUGUGCCAUUCCGACAAUUCCAAAAUGGUCCUCAAGAAAUGCUGGCUCAGAGCGUCUUGGCAGAAGUCCCAGGUCAGGUGGUGAGCUUCUUCAAUACAAUGCGUUUGAAGCCCCCCCAGAGCGACACGGCUCUCCCGGACCUCUCAGCAUCAACACACCCCCAUACCCUCCUCCAGUGACAAACUUUUCCCCUGAAUACACAUAAUGAGGAUGCAAUUUCCAGUUAGGCAGUCAUGCUGAUUUUUAAAUACUUUGUGCCAAUCGUAAAAAGCCAUAGUACAGAGAUAUUGUAAUGCAUUUCAUGUACUUAACUUAAGUGCACUUUCAUGUGACACUUCUAUAUAACUCAGUGGGACCCAAGUGCCAGGAAUGUUGAGACUUAUGGUCAUUUUCUAUAUGAUUGAUCUGCAAAAUCUACCACCUUAAUUUUAACUGGUGUGACUUCAUGGGGUUUCCAUGUUAAUGCUUACGUUUCCUUCGGUGUCUCCUUAAUACAAUGAACACUUAUGUUAGUUUACACACUUUUAUAUUUACUUGGGAAAGAAAGAUGGCUAUUGAAAUCUUUUGCACAAAGCUGUGCACAAAUACUCUUCAGUAAUGUUUACAUAAUGGAUCCAAUAACGGAUUGAAUACGUUUGUAGGUUUUACGCUCCCAAAACAAUUACUUUUUCCCUUGCUGCUGUUUUGUAUGUCAGUGUGUAUUUUAAAAUGAUUUUGUAAUAUGAGCACUAAUAAUGAGAGUGCCUACAAGUGGUGAUUAGAUCACUAAGCUUAAUGCAUGCAGUUUUGCAUGACUCGGAUGAUGUACAGUAAAGGUUCACUCUUGUCCUAAGAGAUCUUAAAACUUUUUUCUAUCAAUGUAUCAAUUUACUGACAGGAAGAUGGCUGAAUACAUUUCACAAUGUGUACAUGUACAUUUAAUAUACACUGCCUUAUUCUCUGAUGUUGCGUUUUCUAUUGAUACUUUGUUACUAUAUGCAAUGCAAAAAAAAUCAAAGUCAAAAUAGCAUGCUUCUAUUUUUUUAAACAAAGAAUUUCGAUCAUUUAAAGCAGUUUUUCUAUGUAUUUUGUUAACCACUGUAUUCCUGUCAUGUGUAAUUACAGUGUUUUGUGAUCAGUACUUUGCAGUAAUAAAGUUAUUCAUAUUCAUGA
Messenger RNA from Pungitius pungitius (ninespine stickleback), 2804 nucleotides. Its product is annotated as copine-3-like. The coding region runs from base 164 to 1831 and encodes 555 amino acids. Gene Ontology annotation, cellular component: plasma membrane. Gene Ontology annotation, molecular function: receptor tyrosine kinase binding; calcium-dependent phospholipid binding. Lineage: Eukaryota; Metazoa; Chordata; Actinopteri; Perciformes; Gasterosteidae. The transcript has 16 exons. The record is from RefSeq and is a predicted model, not a curated record. Gene Ontology annotation, biological process: cellular response to calcium ion; ERBB2 signaling pathway.